Messenger RNA from Salvia miltiorrhiza (redroot sage), 2181 nucleotides. Its product is annotated as COBRA-like protein 10. The record is from RefSeq and is a predicted model, not a curated record. Gene Ontology annotation, biological process: cellulose microfibril organization. Gene Ontology annotation, cellular component: membrane. NCBI's taxonomy places the organism in Eukaryota, Viridiplantae, Streptophyta, Magnoliopsida, Lamiales, Lamiaceae. The transcript is spliced from 2 exons. The coding region runs from base 139 to 2109 and encodes 656 amino acids.
UUUUUUCUGAUAUCUCCCCCAAUCACUCCCUCAUUUCCAACGGGGCAUUAAAGCCAUCGCCGGCAUCGCGCCGCGCCCCGUUCCAUUAGCUAUUCAUUUCAUUUAAUUUAAUCAUCAUCAUCAUCAUCAUCAUCAUAUAUGAUAAGAUCCGGCAUGAAGAUAGCAUGGCCGCCGAUGAUGUGCGCGGCCCUCCUCGUCCUCGUCCUCGGCGUGGUGGGUCAGGACGAAGACAUCCCCGCAUCGCCGCCGCCAGAGGUUGAGAAAUGCAACGGCAUCUUCCUGUCGUACACGUUCGAGGGGCGGGAGAAGGAAUACCCGCUGGUGAAGAACGUGACGGCGCAGGCCUGGGCUUUCAAGGCCACCGCCGCCAUCCUCAACGCCGGCUCGCAGGAGCUCAAGUCCUGGAAGAUGUUCGUUGGGUUCCAAUACGACGAGCUGCUGGUCUCCGUGGACGGAGCCGUGGUCGUCAACGGCGAGGGCUUCCCCAUCCGCGUCGGCAAGAAUGGGACCAUCCUCGCCGGAUACCCGCAAGCCGAUCUUAAGACCGCCAUCGAGACGGCCUCCGAUUACGGGCAGAUGCAAGUCAAGGUCGGCCUUAAAGGCACGCAGUUUGGGAUUGCCGGCAAGGCCACCCCCAUGCCCAAGUCUUUGAAGCUUCUCAAUGAAGGCUACAAAUGCCCCGCAGCCACGCGCAAAGGUGGGUACAUGCAUGUGUGCUGCAAAAAGGACCCGAAAUUCAAAGAGAAGAAGCCAAAGAGCAAGUACAGCCCGGUGACAUACGACGAUCUCCACUUCACGUACGACGUGCUGCGCGCCUACGAGAACAAAUAUCUCGCUCAGGUCACCAUAGACAACUUCCACCCGUUGGGGCGUCUGGACCAGUGGAACCUGACAUGGGAGUGGAUGAGGAACGAGUUCAUCUACGACAUGCGAGGCGCCUUCACCCACCGCAAGGACCCCUCCGAAUGCGUCUACGGCCCUCAAGGCCAAUACUACAAGGACUUCGAUUUCUCCACCGUCAUGAACUGCCAGAAGAAGCCCGUCAUCUCCGACCUCCCCCCGGAGCUCGAGAACGAUGACAAGGUCGGAAAACUCCCCUUCUGCUGCAAGGACGGCCUCCUCCUCCCCAAGACCAUGAACGAGACCAAGGCCCGGGCCAUCUUCCAGAUGGAGGUCUUCAAGCUCCCUCCCGACCUCAACCGAACCGCCAUCAACCCGCCCCAGAACUGGAAGAUCAUCGGCCGCCUCAACCCCAACUACAAAUGCGGGCCCCCCGUCCGGGUCGACCCCUCCGAGUUCCCGGACCCGCGUGGGAUCGACGCCACCACCUCCGCCAUCGCCAGCUGGCAGGUCAACUGCAACAUGAGCCGCCCCAAGCCCAAGCAGAACCGCUGCUGUGUCUCCUACUCCGCCUUCUACGCGGACGGCGCCGUCCCCUGCAACACCUGCGCGUGCGGCUGCGAGGACGAGCCCCCGCGCUGCGACCGCAACGCGGCGGCCCUGCCCAUCCCGCCCAGCAGCCUCCUGGUUCCCUUCCCGAACCGAACCGAGAAGGCGGUGGCGUUCGCGAAGAUCAACAAGCACCCCCUCCCGCGGAAGCUGCCCUGCCCGGACAACUGCGGCGUGAGCAUCAACUGGCACGUGGACUCCGACUACAAGACCGGGUGGACGGCGAGGAUGACGGUGUUCAACUGGGAGGAGGACGCCUUCGUGGACUGGUACUCCGCCAUCGAGAUGAAGCGGGCCUUCCCCGGCUUCGAGAAGUCCUACUCCUUCAACGGCAGCGUGCUCCACUCCUUGAACAACACUAUCUUCAUGCAGGGCCUGCCCGGCCUCAACUACCUCGUCGGGGAGGUCAACGGCACCCGCCCCGGAAGAGAUCCGCCCGUGCCCGGGAAGCAGCAGUCCGUCAUCUCCUUCUCCAAGAAACACAUUCACGGCUUGAAGAUCUCGCAUGGCGAUGGCUUCCCGACUAAGCUCUACUUCAAUGGGGAAGAAUGCGCGCUUCCUAGAGUAUUGCCUAAGGCCGCCGCCCCUUAUUCGUCGCCUGCGCCGCUGCUUACCUCGCUCUUGCUUGUGCUUCUCACUUCUCUUCUCCUUUUUAACUGAUCGCUUCCCCUAAUUACCAUGUCAUGUGCACUCGGAUUUUUAUUAUCUUAUGAAAUAUCUAAUUACAUGCCA